Messenger RNA from Branchiostoma floridae (Florida lancelet), 1348 nucleotides. RefSeq lists its product as uncharacterized. Bases 158 to 1312 code for a protein of 384 amino acids. The record is from RefSeq and is a predicted model, not a curated record. The transcript has 2 exons. Gene Ontology annotation, molecular function: protein binding. Lineage: Eukaryota; Metazoa; Chordata; Leptocardii; Amphioxiformes; Branchiostomatidae.
UAGUCCGCCUUCUGCAGAACAAUCAUGGCGGCGGGAAGGUGCAGGACGGAGGUCUCGCAGGUGAUAGUGUCAGCUGAAAAGACUCCUGACUGAUGCCAUCCAAAAAUGAGCCAUUGACACAGAUACAUCUUUAGACAGACUUUGGUAAAGGAGAAAGAUGACCGCACUAAGGAGAAGACGGGAACUCCUCCCCCUGCUGGGGAGGCCAGUAACAGCCCCGGAAACCUUCACAGAAACAACUUUUCUUCUUGAGGGAAACUUUCUCUUAUCUAUUCCCUCCCUUCUGCAUGCCCCAAAAGUGCAGGAAGUGACAGUGCCACCAUCUAGUCUUCCAGAAAUCAUUCCUAUAGAAGCCUUAGAUCAGAACGCGGCAGGGGAAGGGGAAAACUCGCCCAGGAAAACCUUUCCACAGCCGUCUGAAACCUUCCGCCGUGUCCAGGCAUUGUUGCCCACGAUCUAUCCUACAACAGUGAACAUUUCACAGGGUGUACAAAACAACAACACAGACUGUAACAUUGAAAACGACAGAAAUGAUGAUUGUGAACAACCAUCAAGCUCAACGGACCAAGAAACCUCCGACUUUGAAGACGAAGCCCAGAAACAAGACAGCCACACACCACAACUUCCCUGGCUGUACAGUGAGAGUGAGGAUACUUUUGAACCAGAUGUGGGGAGAAAAGUAGUUUCUGCCAGUAGCUUGGUUCGUAGAAGUACAGACUCUGACAUCCAAUCCACCCUGCCCCUUCUCUUGAGGAGACGCAAAAGCUACGACCAGUUACGACCAAAGUCCUGCCUACACAAAAGAUGGCGGAUGCUCGGCGAUGGACAGAAGAGAACUCAUGGAAAGAUUAAAGUCAACUCACUGCUAACCAAACUACCGGAUGUUGAAAUCCAUGUCGAUGAGUACAUCUUUCUGUCGUGUAGAGACGUCCUGUCAGUGCACAGUGACUUUUUCAAGGCCAUGUUUUCGUCAGGAAUGCGUGAGAGCCUUGAAGGCAGAGUUACCCUCCAUGGCCCCCUGGCUUCCAUGUUCAAGGUGUUGUACGAUUACAUGCAUGGUGAGGGACUGCAGUUGACAGGAGACAAUGCCCAGAAAGUGUUUGAAACAGCUGAUUUUCUGCAGAUGACCGAAGCAGUGGAGUUGUGCAUAGACUACAUUCAGGACAACCUGGACACUAAGAACUGUCUGGAUGCCCUGCAGCUGGGGGAGAUCUACUCUGCCACUAGGAUCAGGAGUGUGGUCUACUCUUUCAUAGAUGACGAGUUCGUAGAAAAGUUCAUGAAGAUAACACCAUUUGAGUUUGAUGGGUGAUUGGAGUGGGCUAUUGAGUGAGACGUUUUCCAAAAA